GCCGUUUCCUGUAAUCGUACAGUGUUGUGAGACGGAGAAAGCCAUGUGUGUCGAUGCAAAGCAGUUUGCUUAGGCAUUGAGAAGAUCUGGACGACUACUAUUUAGCUUCCAUCUCGGAGUGUGUCUAACGUUGUGCCCAUCUCCCUGUGUGGAGAGGGGGCAAGAUGGCAGAUCCCAUCAUGGACCUCUUUGAGGACACACCCCUGUUUAACCUGGAUGCCCUCCCGGACGACUCCUUUUCUCAGGGCUCCUCUGACCCUGUGGAAGAGGCCCUUAAGCUGGCGUUGGGCCAGGUGGACGCACCAGCCGAGUCGGAGCCCGCACCUGAGCUGACGGUCAGCACAGGCCUCGGUGCUUCUGUAGCAGCAGCCCCCGCCAUCCCCGACCCUGUCCCCGUUCAACCCCCCACACAGCAGCCGGUGCCGGUGGUGCCUAUUCAGACUAUUUCCAUAGCUGCAACUCCAACUGUAGUCCCUGCCCCUGUUGAUACUAUACCUCAAAUCCAAGCCCAGGCCACCAUACCCAUUGUUAGCAAUGCAAGCGUGGUCACCAGUAGCACUGUCCUGCUGAGCUCACCUCUGACUGUUUCCACAUCCCCGAUCACCACCACCGCCACCACACAGCAGCUCACACAGAUAACGCACCAGCUCACUCCCCAGCAGUUAGCUGCCAUCACACAGCAGGCUGGUGGUAAAAUUGUCAUUCUCAAAGGUCCCCAGGGUCAAGCCCAGGUGCUGCAGACUGUGUCUGGAGCCACAGGCCAGACCAGUGGAAAGGUUAUCCGUGUGUUGUCUGGCACUCCUCUCAAACCUGGCAUGUCCAUAUUGCAGGGGGGAACAGUCUUGAACCAGGCGAGUCCAGGACAGACUCAAGUAAAGGUGGGUGCUGCAGGAGUGCAGAGGCUGCUGCAAUCUCCCAAUGGGCCAGUGAAACAGGUGCUACUCACCUCCAUGCCCCAGCAGGUGCAACAGACGCAAGGCCAGCAAGUUCAGGUGCAGAUCCCAGCCCAAGGCCAGACUCAAGUCCAAGUCCAAUCCCAAGGCCAGGUGCAGCUCCAGCCAGCGAUGCAGGCACAAACACAGGGUGAAGGAAAACGGAUCACUCUGGUUCUCCAGCAGUCCUCCCAGGCUGCCUCUGCUGUGUCAGCGGGUCAAGCUGUUACAGCCCAGCAGCAGGUCACACAGGUUCAGACAGCAACAGGCCAACAGGCCCAAACCCCAACUAGACUAGUACUGGGUCAGCUCCCCGGGGGCAAACUGGUGCUCCAGGGAAGCCAGCUAGCAGCCUUGACCCAAGCCCGGGCUGCAGGCCAGGCUGGAGGGCAGCCCAAAGUCCUCACAAUUCAGCUGCAGGUUCAGCAGCAGCCCAACCAACAAGGAGGAGUUAAGUACCAGCUGGUAUCAGGAACUGGCAAUGCUGGCGGCCCCCAGGUGCUGCAGAUCUCCCAAGGCCAAGGAGGACAGAGAGUCGCAGUGCCGCUCAAAAUGCUUCUGCAGCCACAGACGAGCGCAGUGUCUUCGGCUGGCGGGACAGUCUCAGUGGUGAAGGUCAUCAACACGUCGGCAGCAGGCCCUUCCACUACAACCACUCCAUCCCAGGCCAUCCGCAUCACCAAGGCCCCCGGCGAGCCCGCCUCCGUGCGACGGGUGGAGAUCCUGUGCAAGCAAGAGAAGGCGAACCGCAUCGUGGCCGAAGCCAUUGCACGGGCCAAAGCGCGCGGCGAGAAGAACCUCCCCAGAGUCCUGAACCAGGACGAGCUUCCAUCUACGCAAACUUCUCCAGAGAUGGGGGGCACUUUGACCGUGGUGUCUGCUGCUAAGAAGAAGUCCAGCGGAGGAGGGAGCAAGAAGAAAAGUUCCAUAGCUGGAGGAAUGACACCCAAAACCACAGGAGGGGCUGACAAAAAGAGCAAAGUGAAAACGCCGGGAGGGACAACCACAGUGGCCGGAGGCACAGUAAUACCUGGGGCUGGGAACAAGAGCAAAAGUAAAACCAAGACAAACACUAUUACUCUAGUGGGAGCCAAGAAAAGAAAGAGGAACGCAUCCUCAGACCACUCUGAUGGGGAGUUGAGCCCCGCCUCACCUGCUGCACUGGAGGAUGACAUGACAAUGAAGAGGCGCUCCAAUCGCGUUGUGAAAAGGAAGAAGUACACCGAAGACCUGGAUAUCAAGAUAACGGACGACGAGGACGAGCAGGAAGACGUAGAUGUUACUACGACAGCGGCGGCCGUGGCGUCCAUCAGCGGCGGGAGCGCAGCGCAACUCAAGCAGGAAUUGGAGUUGGAUGGCGACGGACAGCCCAGCAUGCAGUUCUUUGUGGAAAACCCAGCUGAGGAAGAUGCUGCGAUUGUAGACAAAGUUCUUUCUAUGAGAUUAACCAAGAAGGAUGUGACCCAAGGCCAGUACACCACUGUUGAGGAAUUCUUUGUAAAAUACAAGAACUAUUCAUACUUACACUGUGAGUGGGCCAGUUUGGAGCAGCUGGAAAAAGAUAAGAGGAUCCAUCAAAAGAUCAAGAGGUUUAAGACCAAGCACGCGCAGAUGAGGCACCUGUUCCAAGAGGAGGAGGAGCCGUUCAACCCCGACUACAUGGAGGCGGACAGGAUCCUGGACGUAUCCCACAGUGUGGACAAGGACAACGGCGAGCCUGUUAUCUACUACCUGGUGAAGUGGAGUUCUCUGCCUUACGAAGACGCCACCUGGGAGCUAAAGGAGGAUGUGGACGAGGGCAAAGUUGAAGAGUUCAGCAAAAUCCAAGACCGACAACCUCGCUUGAAGAGAGCGGUGCGGCCUGCAGCCAGUUCAUGGAAGAAAUUGGAGGAGACCAGAGAGUACAAGAAUGGCAAUACUCUCAGAGAGUAUCAGCUAGAGGGAGUCAACUGGCUGCUUUUCAACUGGUACAACAGGCAGAACUGUAUCCUGGCAGAUGAGAUGGGUCUGGGAAAGACCAUCCAGUCCAUCGCGCUGCUGUCUGAGGUGUACGAUGCCGGCCUCCAGGGCCCCUUCCUGGUCAUCGCUCCCCUCUCCACCAUUACCAACUGGGAGAGGGAGUUCUCCACGUGGACCAGCAUGAACGCCAUCGUCUACCACGGCAGCCUGGCCAGCCGACAGAUGAUCCAGCAGUAUGAGAUGUACUGCAAGGAUGACAAGGAACAUUUGAUCCCAGGUGCGUACAAGUUUGACGCCCUCAUCACAACCUUUGAGAUGAUUUUGUCUGACUGCCCGGAGCUGAGGGAGAUCGCCUGGCGCUGUGUGAUCAUCGAUGAAGCUCACCGCCUCAAGAAUCGCAACUGCAAGCUGUUGGACAGCUUGAAGAUGCUGGACCUGGAACACAAGGUCCUGUUGACAGGCACUCCUCUCCAGAACACUGUGGAGGAACUCUUCAGCUUGCUUCAUUUCCUGGAGCCUGCCCAGUUCCCUUCUGAGACAGAGUUCCUCAGAGACUUUGGAGACCUCAAAACGGAGGAACAGGUUCAAAAGCUGCAGGCCAUCUUGAAACCCAUGAUGUUGCGAAGGCUCAAGGAGGAUGUCGAGAAGAAUUUGGCACCCAAACAGGAGACCAUCAUUGAGGUUGAGCUGACGGAUGUCCAGAAGAAGUAUUACAGAGCCAUCCUGGAGAGGAACUUCAGUUUCCUCAGUUUAGGGGCAAACAGUAACAGCAACGUCCCCAAUCUGCUCAACACUAUGAUGGAGCUGCGCAAGUGCUGCAACCACCCCUACCUCAUCAAUGGCGCGGAGGAGAAGAUCGUAGCAGAGCUGCGGGAGGUUUACGACCCCCUGGCUGCGGACUUCCAUUUGCAGGCCCUGAUCCGGUCAGCCGGCAAGCUGGUGCUACUGGACAAGCUGCUGCCACGCCUCAAAGCUGGCGGCCACAAAGUGCUCAUCUUCUCCCAGAUGGUGCGCUGCUUAGACAUUCUGGAGGACUACCUCAUCAACAAAAGAUACCUUUACGAGCGAAUUGAUGGCAGAGUUCGUGGGAACUUGCGACAAGCUGCCAUCGAUCGCUUUAGCAAGCCCGACUCGGACCGUUUUGUCUUCCUGCUGUGUACCCGUGCUGGUGGUCUGGGUAUUAACCUCACUGCUGCCGACACCUGUGUUAUAUUUGACUCUGACUGGAACCCUCAGAAUGACCUGCAGGCUCAAGCACGGUGUCAUCGUAUUGGCCAGUCUAAGGCGGUCAAGGUCUACCGUCUGAUCACCAGGAACUCGUACGAGAGGGAGAUGCUGGAUAAAGCGAGUCUCAAGCUUGGCCUGGACCGUGCCGUCCUGCAGAGCAUGAGCGGCAACAAAGACAGCAGUGUCAACGGGAUCCAGCAGUUCUCCAAGAAAGAGAUCGAGGACCUGCUGAGGAAAGGAGCCUACGCAGCCAUCAUGGAUGAGAACGAUGAGGGCAGUCGCUUCUGCGAGGAGGACAUCGACCAGAUCCUUCAGCGAAGAGCCACCACCAUCACCAUCGAGAGCGAAGGCAAGGGCUCCACGUUCUCCAAGGCCAGCUUCGUGGCCUCUGAGAACCGCAACGACAUCGCCCUCGAUGACCCUGAAUUCUGGCAGAAGUGGGCCAAGAAAGCGGACAUAGACAUGGACACCAUCAACAGGAAGAACACUCUGGUGAUCGACACUCCCAGAGUACGCAAGCAGACCCGUCAGUAUUCCACUUUACGAGGUGAAGGUGGAGAACUGUCUGAUAUGGAAAGCGACGACGAGUAUCCACCCGCCAAUUCCAGACAGUCGCGGUCCUCCCGACGCUCCGACCGCCACAGUGGAACUGGCUACGGUCGCACUGACUGUUUCCGGGUAGAAAAACACCUGCUUGUCUAUGGUUGGGGUCGCUGGAAGGACAUCCUCUCCCACGCCAGGUGUAAACGGCGACUGAGCGAUCGCGACGUGGAGACGAUCUGCCGAGUCAUCUUGGUAUUUUGCCUGCUCCAUUACCGCGGAGACGAGAACAUCAAGAGUUUCAUCUGGGAGCUCAUCACGCCGCCGGAGAACGGUCGUGAACCCCAAACACUACUUAACCACUCUGGCCUGUCCAUCCCUGUUCCAAGAGGCAGGAAGGGUAAGAGGGUGAAAGCCCAGAGUACAUUUGAUGUACAGAAGGUGGAGUGGAUCCGCAAGUACAACCCUGACACCCUGCUGCUUGACGACAGCUACCGCAAACACCUCAAACACCAGUGCAACAAGGUGUUGCUGAGGGUGCGUAUGCUCUACUACCUGAAACAGGAGGUGAUUGGCGAACAUGCUGACUCUGUCCUGAAAGGAGCUGAUAUCAGGGAUGUUGAUGUCUGGAUGCCUGAGAUGGAGCAGCAGGAGGUACCAGCAGGAUGGUGGGAUACUGAAGCAGACCGCUCACUGCUGGCCGGCGUAUUUAAACAUGGUUAUGAGAUGUACACCACUAUGCGCGCUGAUCCCUGUCUCUCCUUCCUGGAGAGAGCCGGUCGGCCCGACGACAAAGCCAUUGACGCCGAGCAGCAGACCGGUGAUGCCGAGAUGGGAGACGAAGCUGACUAUGACAAGUAUUCAGAGGACCCAGAGUUCAAGCCUGCCUCAAGACACGCCAAAGAUCUUUUCGAGGAGGCUGACUCUAUGAACGUGGAGGAUGAGAUUUCUGUCGAAGACAAGGCGGGGCCACCAGUGAUCAUAGAAAGCUAUACCAGCCAGAGUCAGAGCGGCGCUUGUGAGUGGCCCUCCAGCUCAACGCUCACAGCGCGGUUGCGGCGGCUGAUCACGGCGUACCAGCGCAGCUACAGGCAGGAGCAGCUGAAGAUCGAAGCCGAGGCGAAGGGCGACCGCAGGCGCAGGCGGUGCGAACAAGCCAGCAAGCUGAAGGAGAUCGCACGGCAGGAGCGACAGCAAAGGUGGACACGUAGGGAGGAAUGCGACUUCUAUCGUGUGGUGUCAACUUUCGGCGUGGAGAGGAUUAAAAAAGAGCCAGGUCUUCCCGAGGGCGGAGAAGCCGAGUUUGACUGGAACCGCUUCCGCACCUUUGCUCGUCUAGAUAAAAAAACUGAUGAGAGCCUCAGUCGAUACUUCCGUGCUUUCGUCGCCAUGUGCCGGAGGGUUUGUCACCUGCGCCCGGUCCGUGGUGAAGAUACAGUAGAGCAUUCUCAGACUGUGGCCCCCAUCACUGAAGAGCGUGCUUCCCGCACACUUUACCGUAUAAGCCUCCUGCGUCGCCUACGUGAGCGAGUCUUGCCGAACCCCUCCCUGGAGGAACACCUGCUGCUGACCCCGACCAGCUCUGAGCUGCCCACAUGGUGGAGUGUACCGGACCACGAUCGUCAGCUGAUGCUGGGCGCCGCCCUGCACGGUGUCAGCCGCACCGAGCUCUCCAUCUUCGCAGACCCACAGUUCACCUUCAAUCAGGCCCGCGAAGAGUUCAUCCAGACCCAGCAGGCCGCACCACCGCCACCUCCACCACCAAUGGCACAGCCCGUCAUGCCCGUCAUGCCCAUCAUGCCCAUCAUGCCCCUCAGCCAACCAAAGAUUGAGGAGGACGUGUCCGGCGUGAAGGAGGAGGGACCCGAAGACGACGCCCACUUGCUCGGAGGUGAAUUGGGCGCCAGCCUGCAGAGCACGCCUUUGAGUCAUCAUGACGGCAAGGUGGGUGGGCCGGGCUGGAGCUUCAAGGGUAGCAGGCCCAGGGGAAGAGGAAGAAAGGGAGGCGGAGAAGGAGGAUCUGAUUCAGAUUCGGAUUCGGAUUCAGGCUCAUCGUCUUCUGAGCGAUCAGGCAGCAGCGAUGACAGCGGAGAGAGUGAGGAAGAGGGGGAACGAGCUGGUAUGAAGGUGUGUGACGGGGAUGAAGAUAACAGUUUACUCUCCAUGACUGCGUCUCAGGAUGGCAUUCCACCCCCAGAUCCUCUCAGAAUGGAGUGGCCCAAGGACCGCGUGUUGAUCAACCGUUUGGACAGUUUAUGUACGCUGGUGCUGACCGGUCAGUGGCCGUCAGGUCGACGCUACGUGUCUGAGGCUCAGCUCAACCCGAGCUCAGAGCUGAUGGGAGACGAGAUGGCCUACACGAGGGUGAUCCGUAAACCCACCAUUACACCUGGUGGUCCCGGAGCUGAGGGAGAAGACGGAGAAUUCACUGUUAAACUCCUCAAGGAGGAGGGACUGAAGCUGACCUUCUCUAAGCAGGCCUUGAUGCCCAAUGGCUCUGGAGGAGAGAGCAGCCGCAAGCGACGCAAGGACCAAGAGUUAUCAGACCCAGAUGGACUCAACGAUUCAUUGGAGCGAAUUCCUCGUCGCAGGGACCCUCCCACCUGGCUGAAGGAGAACCCAGACUAUGAGGUGGAGGGAGACAUGCUGGAGCUUCUCGUGAACAGGAGCAAGAGGAAGAGGAGGAGGAGGUCAGAUAAAGCCGUGACGGGCAGCGAGAAGGUCAAAGUCAUUAACAUGAGGACAGGGAAGAAGGUCGGAAAUUCUUUCUGUCCGUUGCUGCAAGACCUGAGGGAAUACCUGGAGGAGAAUCCUGAUAAUGCUGUAGCACCCGAUUGGUCUGAAACUGUUCGUAACUCUGGCUUCCUGCCUGAGACUUUCUUCCACCGACUGCUGACCGAGCACUCGGAGAUCCCUAAGAAAAGCCGGCGCCGCCAUCAUCACCACCACCACCACCACCACCAUCACCACACUCCAGAGCCCACCCCUGUAGACCCCAACAUAGACGGAGUUGAAGAGGAGACUCUGGUGUCAGACGGAGCCUACAUGAUGGAUGAGGAGGACCUGGAGACCUCCCAUCACUUCCUCACGAGUCCGGACUUUGACGUUAAAAUGGAGGGUGGGGACAGCCUUUCCCAAGGUGACUAUGACAGCUCGGAUCAAGAAGCUCUAUUGGACGAUGUCAUCAUAGCACAGAAGGACUCCGACUCCUCAUCUAGCUCAGAGGAUUGACUGAACCCCACUCGCCCAACACAUCUGACUUAGUCCCCUUCUCAGAGAUGAAUUAUGUUAUUCCUCAUCAUUUAUUUUUACCAUAUUAUGUAUCAAAUUAUGGAUGAAUGUGUUGUUUUGUUGCUACUUUUAUUCAUUUUAUUUUAUAUAGGAUUUUUUUUCCAUGAAAGGAGCAGGUUUGCACCCAUCUGUUUUCUUUUUCAUCAUUGAGAAUUGUGUCCAACUUUCUCUCCUCAGUCCUCUUCUCUAACCUCUGACAAAAUGGCAAAAAGCUGAGCUUUCUUACUUCAUGACUCGUCAUUCUCCUCCUCUUCCUCCAAAUCUAUGAAUUCCCAUCACAUUCCCAGCCGUGACCAAAAGGGGACCCCUGCUGUACAGAUACCAUUUUCUUAUCUAAGAACCUCAAUACCAGUCCUCUCGCGCUACAUGAAACUGGACAUGUGUACUGAGCAGAGCCUGAAUCCAGAUCCCACAAUACCCCAAUCUCGUUUGGUCAUAUCUUGUGUGUCCAGACGAGUCUGUGAACUACAAGGGGAUCCGGUGUGUGGAUGUUCUGUUAUUGUUUUCACUA
Messenger RNA from Scomber scombrus (Atlantic mackerel), 8460 nucleotides. RefSeq names its product chromodomain helicase DNA binding protein 8 (gene chd8). Gene Ontology annotation, molecular function: protein binding; ATP binding; ATP-dependent chromatin remodeler activity. The coding region runs from base 165 to 7889 and encodes 2574 amino acids. NCBI's taxonomy places the organism in Eukaryota, Metazoa, Chordata, Actinopteri, Scombriformes, Scombridae. The record is from RefSeq and is a predicted model, not a curated record. The transcript is spliced from 39 exons. Gene Ontology annotation, biological process: chromatin remodeling.